This is a messenger RNA of Monodelphis domestica (gray short-tailed opossum), 855 nucleotides long. NCBI's taxonomy places the organism in Eukaryota, Metazoa, Chordata, Mammalia, Didelphimorphia, Didelphidae. The record is from RefSeq and is a predicted model, not a curated record.
UCUUCCCUUCUCACCUCAUUUGAACUCUCUGUCUUGACAUUAUGGGUUGCUGUGGCUGUGGAGGCUGUGGUGGCUGCGGUGGCUGCGGUGGCUGUGGUGGCUGCGGUGGCUGUGGUGGCUGUGGUGGCUGCAGUGGCUGUGGAGGCUGUGGUGGCUGCGGUGGCUGCGGUGGUGGCUGUUGUACCACCUGUACCUGCCGCCGUGUGGGAUGCUGCUCUGCCUGCUGCCCCUGCUGCUGUGGCUGCUGUGGAGGCUGCUGUAGCCCUACAGUUGUCUGCUGCCGCCGUACCUGUUGCUGUGGUUCCUGUGGCUGUGGCUCCUGUGGCUGUGGCAAGGGCUGUUGCCAACAAAAAUGCUGCUGCCAACAGAAAUGUUGCUGCAAGAAGCAAUGCUGCUGCUAGAAGGGAGAGAUCAAGGCCCAACAUCACAGAGGACUUGCUAGAGGCACAUGGAAACCAUAAAGGUAAGACUUUCUUCUGUCUCAGUUUCUCUCUAUAACUCUAAUUGGUAAAUCAGAAAAUCUUUUCCCCAAGUUACGAGUUUGCUUGCUUAAGCACAUCCUUAAAAUAACAGCCUAAUUUUCUAAGAGCCUCAGACAUAUGUACCAACCAAGACAAAUUCCUCAAAGCAACGAGAAAUGCACAUAGACCAAAUACUGGAAAAUAAUUUAUAAAAUCAGCAAAAAAAAAAAAAUAGAAUCACAGUUCCCUAAUUUUUUUAUUCCUUUAUAUUGCAUUUUUGCUCCUUUGCUUGUCACAGUUUCUGUCCUUUCAAUGUAUACAGAACAUUAUUGUUGCCUUCUGCUAUCUUCUGUCUUCCUACUGAUUGUUUUCUUGUCCUCAAUAAAAUAUACCA